AUGAGCGCAGCCAUUGCAAUGGCUCCUUCGCCAGCUCCUCACGACCGGACAAGCUUCGGCGGCUCUCCGCCAGCCAUGACUUCCUCAAAUGCCGCGGGCCCCGCCCCUGCAUCCUCUGCCUCACCAUCCGCCCAGCGAACAGCCGUAUCGGCAACACCCAGCGCACCUGCACCACCUGCACCUCAACAACAGUCAAAUCGGUCUGGCAGUGGCAGCCCAAGGGGUCAAGCUCAAGGAGCCGGAAAGUCGUCCCCUCCCAGCGCUUCUCGAACCGGUGGAGGCCCACCCAGAAUCAUCGUUAAGAAGGAGCCUGGCUCGCCAGACCUUGCGACAGCUCGCCACCGCCCUCGUAGACUAGACCUGUCCCGGGGCAUGAACGUUGGCUCUGGCGCUGCGACUGCUCGGCCUCUGACGUCUCGGGAGAGUGGUGGCUUGGGUAUCCAGGAGAUGGGAUUGGCCUGCCUGUCCCCGGGCUUCAUCACUCAAGAUCCAGUUAUGAAGGAGCAGGUUCAGCGGAGUCUGUCAGUUCGCGAGCAGCAGAGACACCUCAUCGAGGCACGACUGCAACAACAGUCGGCAAAGGGAGACGGCCCAACAGACAAGGACAAGGAGCCAACAAGCGGAUUCGCCGCCAAAACACCAGGCAUGUCUCGCAGGAACAAGGCUCCUCCGGGACUGUCUAUCGUCGCUCCAUCGCACGAGAACUUCGCCAAUGAGAGGGUGAUCCAGUCUGCGCCCCUCGGUCAAACAUUUACUGGCAUGAACAACCCGCACCCUCUUACUCGGCACAUCGAGAAUCGCCCUUCCAAGCUCUCAAACACAUCACACAUCCACCACGUGCCCGCCACACAAACAAACAACAGACUACCACCAAUCUCCGAUGUCUUCGGACACAAUCUCCACUCAGGGCACCCCGAGUCAACUGGCCAUGCCAUGUACGCGCAGCACCAGAACGGCCCUCAGCCGGCUCGCUCGCCCGGCCAUACCCACAACCCACACCCGCCACCCACCGCUACCCGGCCGAGAGAAUACAAGUCGGCUGAGGAAGCCCAGCAUGAGCUUGCUGGAGGACGUCCCGAACUCCUGCCAAAGUUAGUCCACUACGGCGGCCACCAGCCACCAACCCCGCCAUCGCCCCUUCCAGGCGCGCAUAGAGUUGACGCCAGCCGAAGCACCAGCACGACGAAGCGACGCCGGGAUGAGUACGAGGCCGGGGUCUCGCCUCCAUUGGGCAACGGCCGGCCAUCGGUCAGACGAGGUCCCUUCGGCGAAGGACGGGACAGCCCCGAAACACAACGUGCCAAGAGGGAGGAGUUCCUGAGGAUUUGUGAGAGAGCUUGGGAUCUCUUCCACUCCUGA
Molecule: messenger RNA, 1359 nt
Organism: Diaporthe amygdali
Lineage: Eukaryota; Fungi; Ascomycota; Sordariomycetes; Diaporthales; Diaporthaceae
Exons: 2
Coding region: 1-1359 (452 amino acids)
Source: RefSeq, a predicted model, not a curated record